Messenger RNA from Hansenula anomala, 561 nucleotides. RefSeq names its product glycine decarboxylase subunit H (gene GCV3). The transcript is spliced from 2 exons. The record is from RefSeq and is a predicted model, not a curated record. Lineage: Eukaryota; Fungi; Ascomycota; Saccharomycetes; Phaffomycetales; Wickerhamomycetaceae. Gene Ontology annotation, biological process: protein lipoylation; glycine decarboxylation via glycine cleavage system. Bases 1 to 477 code for a protein of 158 amino acids. Gene Ontology annotation, cellular component: mitochondrion; glycine cleavage complex; cytoplasm.
AUGGAAAUCCGCAAUAACAUAAUUGGAAAAUUAUUUCAAUCAACAAGUACAGGUAAUAAAUUAAAUCCAAAUUCUAUUGUAUCAAAUUAUUCCAAAGGUCCAAUCACAUUAAAAUUCACAGAGGAUCAUGAAUGGUUAGCAUCUCAUCCGGAUCAUACAGCAUUUGUUGGUAUUACACCAUAUGCUUCAGAUGCAAUUGGUGAUGUUACAUAUGUUGAAUUACCAGAAAUUGGGGAUAAGAUUGAAGAAGGUGAUAUUAUUGGAUCAAUUGAAAGUGUUAAAUCUUCUAAUGAUAUCUAUGCCCCAAUUGGAGGUGAAGUUAUUGCAAUUAAUGAAACUUUGAAUGAUGAUGCACCUUUAGUUAAUCAAGAUCCUUUAGGUGAUGGUUGGAUUGUUCAAAUUAAAAUUGAUGAAAAUGCUGAUUUAUCAGGCUUAAGAAAUGAACAAGAAUAUGAAAGUUUCUUGAAGGAAGAAUAAACCUACGUAUUUUAAUAUAUAUAUAAUUAAUUACAUUUAUUUGUUUGCUUCUUCAAUAGUUUUAGUCUUCAUUUGUAAAGCAUG